Messenger RNA from Chaetomium fimeti, 1544 nucleotides. Its product is annotated as restriction endonuclease type II-like protein. NCBI's taxonomy places the organism in Eukaryota, Fungi, Ascomycota, Sordariomycetes, Sordariales, Chaetomiaceae. Gene Ontology annotation, molecular function: damaged DNA binding; single-stranded DNA binding. Gene Ontology annotation, cellular component: nucleus; ERCC4-ERCC1 complex; nucleotide-excision repair factor 1 complex. Gene Ontology annotation, biological process: UV-damage excision repair; mitotic recombination. The record is from RefSeq and is a predicted model, not a curated record. The transcript has 2 exons. The coding region runs from base 139 to 1254 and encodes 371 amino acids.
CAGUCUUGAUCGAGUCAUCAUCAAGUCCAUGCACUGGAAUCAGACGGAGAACUCCCGAGCUGCUGCCGAGGAGGUACGGAGGUAACCAACCACCAUAUGUGCCAAUUCUAAUGGUAGCGAUCGGAUAACGAGAACGAAAUGGACGACGACGAAUAUGGUGACGCCGAUGACAUUCUCGUCGCCCUUGCAGCGCAAUCGGAACCAUCAAGACAACCCCAACCACAGCCGGCUCCGAGAAUUCAACAGCCCACGCCCCAGCGCCUCGACCGACCACCACCUUCGAAUGCAUCCUCCGGCCCCGGGCCGCCCAAGGUCGUGCAGCCUACCCCACAGGCUUUGCCCGCUCGUGGCUCGGGGUCCUCCAUCCUCGUCUCCCCCAGGCAAAAGGGCAACCCAGUGCUCGCCUGCCUAAAGUCGGUCGCCUGGGAAUACAGCGACAUACUCGCCGACUACGGGCUAGGCCAAACAACAUGCGCUCUCUUUCUUAGCCUCAAAUACCACCGCCUCCACCCGGAAUACAUCUACACGCGCAUCCGCAACCUCCAAGGGAAAUACAACCUCCGCAUCGUGCUCACCAUGGUGGACAUACCCAACCACGAGGAUGCGCUGCGCGAGCUGUCCAAGACCUCGCUGGUCAACAACGUGACCGUGAUCCUAGCCUGGUCCGCCGCCGAGGCCGCCCGCUACCUCGAGCUGUACAAGGCCUACGAGCACGCGGGGUUCGGCGCCAUCCGCGGCCAGCAGGCCGAGAGCUACGCCGAGCGCCUCGUCGACUUCGUCACCGCCCCGCGCAACAUCAACAAGACGGAUGCCGUCGCGCUGGUGAGCUCGUUUGGGAGCCUGCGGAACGCGGUGAAUGCGGCGCCGGAGCAUCUUGGGGUUGUGGGCGGGUGGGGUGAGAGGAAGGUUCGCGCGUGGACCAAGGCGGUGGAGGAUCCGUUUAGGGUGAGGAAGGCUGCCGGGAAGCGGGCGGUUGCGGCGGGGAGGGCGUCGCAGGGGACGGGUGCAGGUGUGUCGGGCGCUUCUAAGGGUCGGGGUGUGGGUGGCCAAGGGGAGGAGGAUGCGGAGGCGGCGGUUGUCGAGGCAGAAGUCGAAGCGGCAGCAGCCUCGGGAAGUGGGCGGCAAACUCAACCUGUGCCGGUGCGGCCUGCAUCGGCUACAUCGGCGACGCCGGCGGUACCGGCGCGCAAGCCCGAUCAUCUGAGCGACGGUGUCGCCGCCGCGUUGGCAAAACUCAGAGAGCAGGGGGGCUGACCACGUCACGGACACUCCGGUUGGAACCUCAGCCAUGUUUUCGCUGCGCGACACAAAUGCCACACGCCUGGCAGUGGAACGGUCCUCGUUCAGCAGGGCCACCUCUAUCACCUCGACACACUUUCAGACUCUCGACACACUACCCUUGUUCGGCUCGCCGGAGCGAUUGCACCUGCCCGGGCAUUGAGCGAGCUGCUCGCCCUCCUCAACGUUGCGGUGCCGUGUAUGACUUGGUCUUAUCGUCGUUCGCGGUCAUGAACGAUAUUGUUAGACUGGGAUGCCAUGCCGGG